AAAAUCUGUUUUAUGGAAAUACUCGACAUAAUCUACAUGCUUUAUACAGAUAUGUUAAGAGGUUAGAUGAAGGGGAUCCUGUCCCACAGUGAGAGUUGCGCUGCUGGGAUGGAUUCGGAGUUGCUGAUUGGCUGGAAGGAUGAGCGGGCAGAGCUGAGGGCCGAGUUGUCACGGUUGCAGGAUGAGCUGGCGGAGAGCUGUGCGGAGAGGGAGGAGCUUCGGUCCCGGGCCCAGGCUCUGACUGACAGGCUGGCUCAGUCUCUGGACCCGUCCCUGUCGCUGCGUCUGGAUGCGGGUGAGCAACGGGACUGGCGGAGGAAGCUGAGAGAGGGCCGGGAGCGUGAGGCCAGGCAGGCGCAGCUCAUCCACAAACUGCAGAGCAAGGUGCUGGAGUACAGGGAACGAUGCCAGGGCCUGGAGCAGCAGCUGAUAAGCGAGGAGAGAGAACUGCAAAAAAGAGAGAAGAGGAUCAGGGAGCAGCACAGCACCUCCCUCGAGAGUGCCCUCAUCAGGUUGGAAGAGGAACAGCAGAGAAGCGUUGGAAUGACAGAACUGAACGCUCUCCUGCGCAGCCAACUGAAGCAAUCAGGGGAGGCAAAUGAAGCCCUGAGGGAGGACCUGGGGAAGCUGACAGCUGAUUGGGCCAGAGCAGUAGAGGAGGCGGGGCAGAGGGAAAAUGAGUGGCAGAAGGAGAAGGAGCUCCUGACCAGUCACAUCGGACGAGAGCACACGCGUCUGAUGUCACUCUGGGGGGGAGUGGUCACACUCAGACGCCAGCACCACACCAUGAGGACAGCCACUGACAGGGACUUAUGGGAGCUCAGGGCGGAGUUCUCUCGCCUCUCCUCCACGCUGCUCUCCAGCUGCAGCUCUUUGGGCUCGGCCCACACCUCCGGUCUCGGGAUGAGCCACGCCCCCGACCUUGCGGCCUCCUCCUCCGUCUCGUCCCACCCCCACUCCCCGACGCCGGGGCCCCUCUCUCUGCGGGACCUGGAGCGCGACCUGAGGGAGAAGGAGCGAGAGUUCGUGGAGCUCAAGGUCCAGCACAACGCCGAGAACCAGGAACUCCUCAACAGGAUCUCUGAGCUGUCCAUCUCCCUGCAGGCCCAGGAGAGGGAGAGGAAGAGGCAGGAAGAGGAGAGAGAGAGGGAGCGAGAGAGGGAGGUGGAGAGGGAGAGGGAGAGGGAGAAAGACUGGGAGAGGCACAGGGAGACGGAGAGAGACCUGCAGUCGGUCCGGCAGGCUCUCCUCAAUCUGGCCAGGGUGCUAAGCUCUCAUCGGCUGGAUGGACGGACCAGCUCUCCUCUGUCAGUGGCUGACCUGUCGAGCGACGGGCUUGCUUCUGUGCUUACCAUCAUUGCCCAGGCUGAGACUGCCCUCCAGUGUCGACACGAGGAACUGCAGGAAGCACUGGUCAGAAUGGAGAGGAUGGAAGAGGAGAGAGAGUCUCUGGAGCAGCAAAUCAGGGUGCUGGAAAAGGAUGGGGUGGAGCUUCAGGAGUGGGCACUACAAGGAAGGCAGGAACUGAGACACGCCCAAGAAAUGCUGCAGAGCGAGAAGGAGAUGGUGGUCUCCCUGACGACCCAGCUGGACGAGGCCGAGCGGCUCGGCGAGGAGCUGAGGAAGGAGAGCGAGCGCCUGAGACGCCAGCGGGAGUGGGAGGCGGAGGAGAGGAGGGAGCUGGAGAGGGAGAGGCAGAGACGGCUGCAGGCCGAGCUCGAGGAGAGCGUCCACCUCAGCGAGAGGGAGGCGCGGAGCCGCCAGGAGCUGCACAGCCUCCAGGGGGCGCUGGAGAGGGAGCAGCUCGAGCGGGAGCGGGCGGAGGAGGAGGCUGCUGACGCCAAGGAUGCUCUGCUCAAGGCCCGGGAGUCGAUGCUCGCUCUGUCCUCCAGUCAGACCCAGCUGAGGCGGGAGCUGGCGGAGAGGCAGGACUCCCUGGAGAAGAUGGCCGCCCUGAACGAGGCGCUGGCGGCCGACAAGAGGGAGCUCAACGCCCGCACCCUGCAGCUGGAGACAGAGCUGGCUGGUGCCCUGUCCCGCCUGCAGGCGAUGGGGUCAGAGGUCACCACUCUUCACAGGGAGCUGAAGAUGGCGUCCCAGGAAGUAACGGAAUUAAGGGCCCAGAGGAGCGCCGAACUGGACUCGCUGCAGAGGAUGGGCGACAGGGAGAAGGAUCUGGAGAGAGAGCUGGAAACCCUGAAAAAAGAGAGUGAGAGGAAGAUCAGCCAGCUGCUGAUGGAGAGAGAGAAGGAUGCGCAGAGAUUCGAGGAGGUAGGCGCAGAGUGCCGAUGGCCCUGUCUCUGCGCUGUAACCGCGCGGGUGUGUGUCUGCGCGUCUGCCUCGCAGCUGUCGGGCCUGCACGGCGCGGUCUGUGGGGAGCUGCGCGGGGCUCAGGCCGAGCUCUGCCGGGCGGUGGAGCAGCAGAAGCGGGCGGAGAGAGAGAGGGACGACCUGCUGAGGGAGGGGGAGCGGCUGGAGGGGGGAGUGCGGGCGCUGGAGAGAGAGAGGGAGGAGCUGCAGACAGACCGCGACCAGCUCAGGUCCCUGACCGCGUCUCUGCAGCAGCAGCUGUCCCAGCUGCAGGAGCAGGGCUCGGGGCUGGAGGUGCACAGGAGCCAGCUGGAGGUUCAGGUGCACACGCUGCAGCAGACCAAGGAUGUGCUGCAAGGUGAGAUACACUGCCUGAGGGAGGAGCUGGAGAGACAGACAGCCCAGAGAGAGCUGGAGAGAGAGGAGGAGCGGCAGGAGUGGGAGAGGAGGCGCCGGGAGGUCGAGGGCAGCCAGGCGGAGGCGGAGAGGCUGCAGGCGGAGCUGAGCCAGGCGGCGGAGGAGCGCCGGGCGUGGCAAGAGGAGAGGGACGGCUGGCAGAGGGAGAGGGAGGCCCUGAGCUCGGAGCUGGGGCAGAGAGACGGGGAGGUGGAGGCUCUGAGGAGCAAGGCGGAGGGCUUGCUGAGGGAGAAGGAGGAGGUGUCCGAGCUGCUGGGACGGAAGGUCACGGAGGUGGAGGCGCUCCAAAGCCAGCUCGGGGUGGAGCAGAGGAGGCAGGAGCAGAAGCUGAGGGAGGCCCGGGGAGAAGCUGAGAGAUGGAGGGAGAGAGCAGGGAAGGAGGAGAAGGAGAGGGAGGUGCUGAGCCUGAGGCUGGCGGAGAGAGAGAGGAGGGAGAGUGAAGGAGCGAGAGCGAUGGAGAGGGAGAGGGAGAGGGCCGCGGAGCUGCUGAAAAGCAAGGAGGCGGAACUGAGGUGGAGGGAAGAGGAAGUGGAGAAGCUGGAGGCCAGAGUGCAGGUCCUGGAACGAGAGAGGGAGAGGCUGGAAGCGGAGGCGGAGGCGAACGAGGGAUUGCUGGGCAGAGUGGCCGGGCUAGAGGAGCUGAACUCACAGCUGAGGGAGAGGGAGAGAGAGAAGAGGGAGGAAGAGGAGGCGAGGAGGAAGAAGAGAGAGGCGGAGGAAAGGGAACGAGAGGAGGCCCUGAGAGGAGAGCUGGGUCAGAAGAAGGCAGAGAUUAAACAGCUGAGAGCCAGCGUGAGGGAGAUGGAGAAGGAGAGGGAGACAGCGAGGAGGAGGACGGGGGAGAUCCAAGCGAGCUUGGACAGUCAGACAAGGCUCCUGAGAGAGAGCGAGGAGGAGGUGCAGAGACUGAGGGAAACGGCAAGGAGGGAGGAAGAGGAGGCCAGCGCCAGGCUUCAGCAGGGAGAGGAAGAGCUGCAGAGCCUGAGAGAGAGACUGAUGGAGCUGGAGAUAUCGGAGCAGGAGCUCACUGGCCAGCUCAGCGAGACGGAGUCCAUCUUGGAGAGAGAGCGGGCUUUACGGAGAGAGAGGGAGGAGGAGCUGCAGGCUGCACUGCGGGAGGUGGGAGCGGCCAGUGGGGAGCGGGACAGGGAGAGGGAGCGGGCGCGGGAAGCAGAGGCGAAGCACCAAAACCUGGAGGAGACCGUGGAGAAGUGGAGGCAGCUGGCGGAGGAGAGGGGGAAGGAGGUGGAGGACUUUAAGGCCAGAGCGGAGGAGGGGGCAGGGGAGAGGGCGGGGCUGAAGGACUCCCUGCGCAAGGGGGAGGAGAAGCGGGAGGCGCUGGCGUCCCGGCUGAGGGAGGAGCAGGCGGAGGGGGAGAGGCUGAGGGCCAGGCUGGAGGAGCUGCAGCGAGGACAGCGCACUCUGCUGGAGGAGAAGAGCGGGAGGGUGCGGGAGCUGGAGGAGGAGCUGAGGAGCAGGGAGCGGGAGCUGGGGGCCCUGAGGGACGAGGCAGAGCAGGAGAGGAGGGAGAAGGAGAAGGCCAGCUCCUCCCUGAGGUGGAGGGAGGAUGAGCUGAGGCAGGCCAGGGAGAGGAGGGAGGCGCUGGCGGACCAGCUGGCCGCCCUGAGGGAGGAGGCGGUGGAGCUCACCAGGGGGCGGGACCGAGCCAAGGCGGAGGUCAGGGAGAGGGAGGUGGAGAACCAGAAGAUGCGGGAGGGGCUGAAGGCGGGAGUGCAGGAGAUGGCCAUCCUGAAGGAGCUGCUGGAGGAGAGCCACCGUGAGGGGGAGAGGCUCAGGAGCCUCCUGCAGGAGAAGAAGGAGGAGCUGAUGAGGGGGAGGGACGAGAGACUGCAGGCGGCGCGGGCGGAGGUGGAGGAGAUGUGCAGCAGGGCUAGAGCGCUGGAACGAGACAAGCAGGAGCUGGAAGCGGAGCUGCGACUCAGGGAGGCGGAGCUGCAGAGGGGCAGGCAGGCCUGGGAGGAGGGGCUCAGGGAGAGGGACAGGGCGGAGAAGAGACGGGCGGAGGCCGAGGAAGGCCUGAGGGCCGUGCUGGGGGAGAGGGAGGCCGAGCUGACGCGGGUGAGAGCGAGGGCGGACGUGCUGGAGGAGCAGAGGACGGAGCUCAGCUCCGCCGCGGCCGAGAGAGACCAGGAGGUGGCAGCACUGAGCAGGAGUGUGAGGGAGGUGGAGCGUGAGCUGGAGAGAGUCAGGAAAGAGAGGGCCGAGGAGCUGGAGAAGUGGGGGGAGAGGAUGGAGGAGCUUCGAAAGCAGGGGGAGGAGAGGGUGCAGAAUGAGAGGGAGAAGGGCAGAGACGAAGGGGCACAGCUGAAGAGAGAGAGCGAGAGGCUGAAGCGGGCCGUGGAGGAGAGGGAGAGGCAGGUGGAGCUGGUCACAGAAGUGCUGAAGGAGAGGGAGAAAGAGGUGGAGGAGAUGAGGGAGAGGGUAGAGGAGGGUGAAAGAAGAAUGGAGAGAUUGAAAGAGGCGAAGGAGGAGAGUGAGAGACAAGUGGACCUUGCCACAGAAACGCUGAGAGAGAGGGAGAAAGAGGUGGAGGAGAUGAUGGAGAGGGUGGAGGAGGGUGAAAGAAGAAUGGAGAGAUUGAAAGAGUCAGAGGAGGAGAGUGAGAGGCAAGUGGGCCUGGUCACAGAAAUGCUGAGAAAGAGGGAGAAGGAGAUGGAGGAGAUGAGGGAGAGGAGAACAAAGGAAAGAGCUGAGAGGGAGAGGUUGCAGAGAGAGCUGGAGGAGAGGACGAAGGAUACCGCAGAGCUGACAGACAGGCUGAAACAGCUGGAGGACGAACUGGAGAAAAAGAAGAGAAGAGAGGUAGAGGAGGGGGGUGGAGAUGGACCCAGUCUCAGAGCAGCAGAGAGGAGGCGAGAGGAGGAAGAGAAGAGGAGAAAAGACCAGGCUGAGAAGACUGCGGCGUUGGAGGUGCUGCAGAAAGCUCUGAGAAGGGUGGAAGGCGAGAAGGGGAGGUUGGUGGAGGAGCUGAGAGAGAGGGGGGAGGAGGUUAAGAAGUGGAGGAGAACAGCAGAGACCUUGGAAGGGGAGGUGAAGAGGUACAGGCCUGAGACUGGAAGGGAGAAGGAGGGGGGUGACGUCCCAGAGGAGGAGGUGGAGGAGGAGGGAAGUUUGGGAAGGCUGAGGGCGCGGGUCUCCACCCUCCUCCUGGAGAAGGAGGAGAGGGAGAGCCUGCUGAGAGAGAGGGAGGCGGAGGUGUACGCGCUGAAGAGGAGAGCGGACGAUCUCGGCAGGGACAGGGAGCGGGUCAGAGCGGCCCUGGAGAAGACCGAGGCGGCGCUGAUCCAGUAUCAGGAGAGAGCCAGGAAUCUGGAGCAGAACAGGAGGCCGGCACCAGGCACGGCUGCAGCCCCCACGCCACCUCAGGUGCAGAGCGGAGAGGGUCCAGAAGGGGGCGCCGUGGUGCAGGAGCGCCUGUUGGCCAUGCAGAGGGCAGUUGCACAGCUGGAGUUUGAGCAGAAGCAGCUGCAGGCGAGAAACGCACAGCUCGAGCAGCGCGUCGCUAGGCUGAGGUCUGAGAGAGGGCAGCUGAGGGAGACAGUGAAACAGUUGGAGCAGGAGAGAAUGAAGUUGCGUCAUCAGCUGUCACAGUCAGACUCAGCCACCAGGGAAGGCUCCAGAAUUCAGGGAGAGUCUGGGCUCUUAGAUGAAGAUGAGGAAAAGCUGAAGCUUCUGCGGGCACGGGUGAUCGAGUUGGAAGAACAGGUGCACCAUCUCAGGUUAACGUUGGCAGCGGAUCACAAGGAAAGGGCAAAGUUCAUCGAGGAGUCCUCAAGGAACAACCAAUGGCUGCUCUCCCUGCGGCAGGACCUGAGCGAUUCUUUGGCAGUGGUCUCACAGAAGCCCCUCCCUUCUGUGCUGGAGGCUGAGACGCAGCGAUUGGACAGGAGUCUGAGGGAGGAGGAGCUUCGGUUAUCUCUCAGCAAGUCUUAAACUGCCGUGAGGGUGCACUGUAUUUGUUGUUCAUAUUUCAGCAUUUGCACUCAUUGUUGGUUUUAUUGAAGAUAAACACAAUCCAUCCAUGACAAUCCAUUUAAAAUAUUAUUAACUGCCAUUUAAGUUGCCUAAGAUAUGAGAACAGGGAUAUUGAGAGUUUGUAAGUGUUACUGAAGUUAUGUUGAAGUACUCUGGGUUAGCAGGGUAAAUGUUAUUGAUAGGAAGC
This is a messenger RNA of Megalops cyprinoides (Indo-Pacific tarpon), 6910 nucleotides long. RefSeq names its product trichohyalin. The record is from RefSeq and is a predicted model, not a curated record. The transcript has 24 exons. Bases 67 to 6681 code for a protein of 2204 amino acids. Lineage: Eukaryota; Metazoa; Chordata; Actinopteri; Elopiformes; Megalopidae.